Molecule: messenger RNA, 2913 nt
Organism: Dunckerocampus dactyliophorus (ringed pipefish)
Lineage: Eukaryota; Metazoa; Chordata; Actinopteri; Syngnathiformes; Syngnathidae
Product: zinc finger protein 665-like
Exons: 4
Coding region: 150-2435 (761 amino acids)
Biological process (GO): regulation of transcription by RNA polymerase II
Cellular component (GO): nucleus
Molecular function (GO): DNA-binding transcription activator activity, RNA polymerase II-specific; RNA polymerase II cis-regulatory region sequence-specific DNA binding
Source: RefSeq, a predicted model, not a curated record
UCAGAGGCGUACAGUCCGCCAUUGUUAAGUAUCAAUCUACCGUGAUCAUAACACGAUAGAAAACUGCUUUUUGUUCCAUCUGAUUCAAGUUUCUUUUCGAAGCACGCAUUUGCACCUAAUCUGCGAUUUUGUGCUCCUUGAGAAGAAACAUGGAGGCGAGCUUCGCCGGCGAAGUGGCGUCGAUGGUAGAGAUGGCCUUCCAGGCCACCGUGUCAGUCUUCAGGGAUGUGUGGGCCAAAGAGGUACCAGACUCGGAGUGGGAAGACGCCAAGCUCGGCGACGACAUCCAGGAGAUCGAGAGAGGUCUGUUGCUGCAGAUCCAGACCGUGUUCGCCGAGUUCUCCUCCGCCUUGUUCGAGGAGAACGAGGCUUUGAAGGCCAAAGUAGAGCAACUGGAGGACGCGGUCCAGACCAAGGCCGGCCAGCUGGAGCAAGAUCUGCAGGUGCGAGUGGGACAGCUGGGGAGAGACAUGGAGCAGCUGGAGAAGGAGCUGAAGAGUAUCAGCGAUGGAGAAGCAAAGCCUGCUGCUCACGUCAUGCUGCAUGACCAGACCCUGCAAGACCCCCAGUCUGCAGUCACCCCGAUGGUCUUUGUGCGCCGGGGCAGCGGCGCUACCACAGUGAUGCUGCUGGGAGAUGGAGAAAGCCUGGUUGAACCGCUGGCGUCUCCGACAGACGGCGGGACGCAACUCAUCCUUCCACCUGCAGCCUCCCCUGGAGACACGGCCCAUGACGUCCCCAGCUCUGAUUGUUGUUCCGUCAGCACGGAGGACAUGCCACAUGAGCAGCAGUGCUCUACGGAAGAGGCAUCUUCAGGAAAAGCAAGACGGAAGAUCAGCAUCAAAGUUGAAAAAGUGUCUCCUGACAGAAGCGUAGAAGAGAUCAAUUCUGAUCAAAUGGAAGGACGGAGGCUGAGGAAGAAGGAGCCGCGGCCCAUUAAGAGGUUCUUCUGUGAUGAAUGCGAUGCCGCGUACUACUGGAAAGCUGACCUGAAGAAGCACGUGGCGCUCCACAAGAGGCCUUUCCCGUGCGAGCAGUGCGGGCAGAGCUUCUUGGAGAAGAAGUCUCUGGAGAACCACCUCCUGCGUCACGAGGAGUCAAAGACCCCGCUGCCCUUUCCAUGCCCGCUGUGCAAGCGCUCGUACCGUCAGGAGCAGUCGCUGCAGAACCACCUCAAGCGCCACCAGCGUCUCCAGCAGCCCAAGCCCUUCGCCUGCGAGCAGUGUGGCAAGACCUUCCGCAUCGAACAGUCGCUGGAGAACCACCUGCUGCGUCAUGAGAAGUGGAAGCAGAUGCUGAAGUGUCAUCUGUGUGACAAGGUGUGCAAGACACCCGUGCAGCUGCGAGGUCACAUGGUGGUCCACUCGGAGGAUCGCCCCUUUAGCUGUGCCACCUGCGGCAAGGAGUUCAAGAGCAAGGACACGCUGCGCUUCCACCAAAUGGUCCACACCAGUGCAAAGAAGUACAAAUGUCCCGACUGCGACGAGACCUUCAAGUACGCCCACUCGCUGACCGUGCACAAGAGGAAGCACACCGGCAUCACGCCCUUCGUGUGCGACGUGUGCAAACGCUCCUACCGCACGGGCACGGCUCUCAAACGCCACAGCAUGGUGCACACGGGUGAGAAGCCCUUCACCUGCCACGUCUGCGGCGCCAGGUUCAGCCUCAACAACAACCUGAAGAGACACCUGCGCAUCCACACGGGCGAGAAGCCCUUCAGCUGCCAGGACUGCGGGAAGAGCUUCUCCGACAACAACAAGCUCAAGACUCACAUGCUGGUGCACGGCGCCAGGAAACCCUUCAUGUGCGACCUGUGCGGCAAGACCUUUCUGUUCAACUGCCGCCUGCAAAUCCACCAGAAGUACGUGCACGCUGACGGCAAGCCCAAGAUGUUCCCGACCAAGCAGCGGAGCAAGCUGCUGGUCAAGCCUUUCAGCUGCAAGAUCUGCCUGAGCAGCUUCAGCGCCGCCUGCUCGCUCAAACUGCAUGAGAAAGGCCACAGCGAGCAGAAGGAGUUCAACUGCGGCCUGUGUGAGAAGUCCUUCCACAACAAGUACUCCUUUCGCUACCACCAGAGGAGCCACCUGGGAGAGAAGCCCUUUGUGUGCGACGUGUGCGGGAAGGGCUUCUUCCAGGCCGGAAGCCUCAAACAGCACGAGCGCAUCCACACAGGAGAGAAGCCCUACAAGUGCGACCAGUGUGGGAAGGCCUUCCGGACCGACGGGAACUUCUACCGACACAUGCGCAUCCACACGGGGGAGAAACCCUUUGAGUGCACUUUCUGUCAGAGGAGGUUUCACCAGUCCAACCAGCUUAAGUCCCACCUGCAGGUCCACACGGGGCAGAAGCUCUACUCCUGCCAGCAGUGCGGACGCGGCUUCUCUGACUCACGACAGCUUAAGAAGCACAGCUGUGCCACGCCACAGGCAGUAUGAGCACCUUCCUGUCCUCCAGCUAUUGGAGAUGAACGCUGCCUCAUCCAUUCUGCUGAACAAGAACGUGUCCAAACACUAACUGUGCAUUUACAUUCAUCAGAUAUUUAGCAUUUCUGUGUCAACUCAUGCAUUUAUUUUGUCUCAGACUACUCUCAUGCAAAAUCUUUCAUCCCAAAGUUACAUGGUGUAUACUAUCCGAAUGAAUUAUGUUGUCAUCACUGACAUGAUUCCAAAAUGACAAAAAGUCUAUUUUCUUAAACUACUUUGAAUUAACUAUUGCAUAUUAUUUACACGUUUUUCAAGCAUUUUGUGUGUUCUUUUUUUGAAGUAUAACUUUCUGUUCGACUUUUAUUGUGCAGUGUCUUGCAGCUCUUUCAAAGAAUGUUGAAAACAAAACAUGUUUUAUUUUGAAAUCGACUUCGUGUGGCGUCUACUUCCGGGUGUGUUUGCAAGCGGCAGCCAAAGAAGUCUGACUGCU